This is a messenger RNA of Abrus precatorius (Indian licorice), 943 nucleotides long. RefSeq names its product trafficking protein particle complex subunit 5. Bases 74 to 658 code for a protein of 194 amino acids. The record is from RefSeq and is a predicted model, not a curated record. NCBI's taxonomy places the organism in Eukaryota, Viridiplantae, Streptophyta, Magnoliopsida, Fabales, Fabaceae. The transcript is spliced from 8 exons. Gene Ontology annotation, biological process: endoplasmic reticulum to Golgi vesicle-mediated transport. Gene Ontology annotation, cellular component: TRAPPIII protein complex; TRAPPI protein complex; TRAPPII protein complex.
AGCAUAGCAUAGAAGGAGAAAAUGAGAGAGUACCAAAAUCUGCGUUAACCUAAGAAAGAGAAGCAGGAAGAGGAUGAUCGGCGUCGGAAAGAUGAAGCAGUAUAGUAAUGUCCUCGACAAGCCUCUCACAAAAGGAAAGCAAGAGGUUAGUUUGAGUGCAUUUGCGUUCUUGUUCUCCGAGCUUGUUCAGUACAACCAAACGCAGGUCGAUAAUAUUGGCGAGCUCGAACGAAGGCUGGAGGAUGCUGGAUAUGCCGUUGGGGCUAGGGUCCUUGAGCUUCUUUGUCACAGAGAUAAGGGAAACCGAAGGGAGACACGGCUGUUGGGUAUUCUUUCUUUUGUGCACAGUACAGUGUGGAAAGUAUUAUUCGGAAAGGUAGCUGAUUCACUUGAGAAAGGAACUGAACAUGAAGAUGAAUACAUGAUCAGUGAAAAGGAGCUCCUAGUAAACAAAUUCAUUUCUAUCCCUAAGGACAUGGGGACGUUUAAUUGUGGAGCAUUUGUUGCUGGAAUAGUACGGGGUGUUUUGGAUGGUGCCGGGUUUCCAGCUGUUGUAACAGCACAUUUUGUGCCCAUGGAAGGUCAACAACGACCACGGACAACAAUUUUGAUAAAAUUUGCCGAAGAGGUUUUGCGUAGAGAAGCAAGAUUAGGCUGAUGUUUAUAUCAAGAUUUUUCAAUUAAGAUAUUUGUAAUGCUGUACACCAAUAUAGAAAGUGGAACUUUCACCUCUGCGUGUGAAAAGUAAUUUAGGAUUUUCACCACCCUAUCCUUUUUAUCUGUCCUUUAAACUGUUUUUCAUUCUAAUGUAUUGGAGUCACGGAGUUAUUCUUACUGAAUUACAAUGUACAAAAAAUUUCGUGUUGUUGUUGCAAUUAAUUUCACUCUGUCUCAUUCCGUAUAUCAUUGAGGAUGACACCGAGGAAAUGAAGCUUGAUUUGCU